AUGGACGGCCCAUUCACAAGCAAAGAGCAUAGGUUUGUUCUCGCCGAGAUGAUCAAAACUAGCUCAGUCGACGUUUACCAACUGGAAUGUUUUGUCAAACACCACGGCAUCGUCCCAGAUUGGUUGAAUAUGCAGCUGCCGCGAGGUCGUAAUGUGAACGAAUGCAUGGUCGCGACGAAACAGCUUUCUGGCCCUUACCACAGUCGAGAGCGAAACUCGUCUGGCAGCAGUCACGGCGACUAUCCAUCCAUCAGCCAAGCGAUGAGGGCCAUCUACGACGACAACGGCCGUCACCAUACCAGCCAAUGGGAGUCCGCGUACCAAGUCCAGACAAGGAGCUGCGGAGGCGUCAAAGCCGCCGCCUAA
Messenger RNA from Akanthomyces muscarius, 366 nucleotides. RefSeq lists its product as uncharacterized. NCBI's taxonomy places the organism in Eukaryota, Fungi, Ascomycota, Sordariomycetes, Hypocreales, Cordycipitaceae. The record is from RefSeq and is a predicted model, not a curated record. The transcript has 4 exons. The coding region runs from base 1 to 366 and encodes 121 amino acids.